AAACCUCAUCAAUCAUCAUUACACUCAAUGCUCUCUUACUUCACUCACCCAACUCUCUCUACAUUGCUUGCAACAAUAUCUCAAUCAUAAAAGCAAUCUACUCACAUUUUCACACUACUCACUAAAAUCUCGCCACACAUACAUCAAAACUCUUCAAUUUUUCAAACUAAAACAGCUACAAUAUCUUUAACAUUUUCCCCAAAUCAUAGCCCACAACAAUUCAUUUCAUUUUCCUUUUCCACCUCCUCUUUUAAUUCGUUGACUCUUACUUAAUGUAACAGUCAAUCAUAUCAUCAUUACUAUAAUAAACACAAACAUAAACAGAAAAAACAUCUAUCUAUGUACAAUGAACAUGUUCUUUUGUUGAUUUUUCAACACUAAAAAACAAGACACUUUAUUUUCAUAGGAAAACCAAAAGUCAUGAUGGAUGAUCUUUUGUGCAAAGAAAAUGAAACGUUUUUUGAAGUUGAAGAAUGCUCAAUGAAUCAAUCAGAAGAAGAGUAUGUGAGAUUGUUGAUUCAGAAAGAGAUUGCAUUUGGUUUCAAAAAAGAUGAAAAUUUGGUUUUUGAAGAAGAUUCUGUGAAACGUGGUCGUUUCAAUGCAAUCAAUUGGAUUCUGAAAAAAACAGAAGCAUUGGAUUUUCACUUUGAAACAGCUUAUUUGUCAGUAACAUAUUUGGAUCGAUUCCUUUCAAAAAGAUUCAUUGAUGGUGAGAAGGAUUGGGCUAUAAGAUUGCUAUCAAUUGCAUGUCUUUCUUUGGCUGCAAAGAUGGAAGAGUACAAUGUGCCAGGACUAUCAAAAUUUCAAUUGGAUGAUAAUUAUUUCUUUGAUGGAAAAGUGGUUCAAAAAAUGGAGCUUUUUGUUCUUAGUACAUUGGAUUGGAACAUGGGUAUUAUCACUCCCUUUUCAUUCCUUUCUUACUUCAUCAAAAUGUUCUGCAAUGAAUCAUCAUCAUCAUCAUCAUCAUCAAAUCCUAUUGUUUCCAAUACAAUGCAACCUAUCUUCACUGUAAUCAUGGAAGAGAUCAAUCUAAUGGAUCACAAACCAUCCGUUGUUGCAGCAGCUGCUACUUUAGUGGCAUUGGAUAAAAAAUUGACCAUAGAAGAUGUGAGAUUGAAAAUGAAUUCAAUUUCUCAACAUCCAUUACUUGAACCAAAUGAUGUCUUUGCUUGCUACAAUCUAAUUCAAAGAUUAUAUGAGGAGAAGAUUAAAAGAGAAGAGCAUAAGGCUUUAUGUACACCAAAUUCUUCGGUUAUUCGAUCAAGGCCAACUGACUAUGCUGUUGCUAUGACAAAGAGAAGAAGGCUCUCAUUCACUGAUGAUGAAGAUGGUGGUGACAAGAAGGGACCACACCAAGAAAAUCCCAAAAUUUGAACUUUUUGAAGCUUUCAUAGUUCUAUGUGAAGAUUAUGUGUUAUCCUUCUUUGUUACUUUUUUUGCUAUAGUAUCAUAUCACCAAGAGAUAGAGAGGGGGGAAACUUACAAGAGAAAGGUAUUGAUUGUUACUAGACUAAAAAUUAUUUUGGAUUUAUUGAUUGUUACCAUGGGGAACAGGGAAAAGGAGGAGAAUCUGAGAAUAAAAAUUCAGGUUUUGGGAUAGAACAGUACUAGAUGGAAUGCCCAAAUUAGCCAGUAAACCAAAGCUAAAAUUAGAAGAAAUCGCCGAUUUUGUCCAUGAAUUGAAGUGUUAAUGUAAUUUGAUAUCUCAAAUUUUCAAAAUAACUUUUGAAAUUGAAAAUUCUCGAUUGCAUUAGUCAUCUGGAUAGAAACUGU
This is a messenger RNA of Trifolium pratense (red clover), 1773 nucleotides long. Its product is annotated as cyclin-D5-1-like. Gene Ontology annotation, biological process: mitotic cell cycle phase transition; regulation of cyclin-dependent protein serine/threonine kinase activity. NCBI's taxonomy places the organism in Eukaryota, Viridiplantae, Streptophyta, Magnoliopsida, Fabales, Fabaceae. Gene Ontology annotation, cellular component: cytoplasm; cyclin-dependent protein kinase holoenzyme complex; nucleus. The transcript is spliced from 5 exons. Bases 421 to 1374 code for a protein of 317 amino acids. The record is from RefSeq and is a predicted model, not a curated record. Gene Ontology annotation, molecular function: cyclin-dependent protein serine/threonine kinase regulator activity.